Molecule: messenger RNA, 1855 nt
Organism: Larimichthys crocea (large yellow croaker)
Lineage: Eukaryota; Metazoa; Chordata; Actinopteri; Sciaenidae
Gene: rhof
Product: ras homolog family member F
Exons: 5
Coding region: 273-905 (210 amino acids)
Biological process (GO): small GTPase-mediated signal transduction
Molecular function (GO): GTPase activity; GTP binding
Source: RefSeq, a predicted model, not a curated record
CUUUCAGUGAGCAGGCUGAUAAUAGGAUAUGAGAGAAGUGUGGAGGGGGGUCAAUUGGAAACAGCUCUUCAGUUUGACAGGAACAGGAAGUGGUGAGAAUCAGUAUGCUACCUGGUAAAACAUGAGGCUUGUCUGUUCCUCUCUUUCGACACUGCCUAUAAAUCAUCCGAGCCUUUCCAAAUAUAGAUUCAUCAGACUUUGCGAUGUAUUCAACUUAAAUCUGGAGGGAGUAUCUUCAACCCUGUCCUGACUGGCACCUGUUUGGAGGUGAAAUGACGCAAAACGGUGCCGUGACUGGUAAUGGUACCACAAAAAAAGGAGAAGAACUUAAAAUUGUGAUAGUGGGAGAUGGAGGCUGCGGUAAAACAUCACUCCUGAUGGUUUAUGCCAAAGGUGACUUUCCAGAGAAAUAUGCACCAUCAGUGUUUGAAAAAUAUGUCACCACUAUCUCUCUCGGAGGAAAAGAGAUAAAGCUCAACCUGUAUGACACAGCUGGACAGGAUGACUAUGACAGACUACGGCCGCUCUCAUACCAAGAGGCCAAUCUGGUGUUAGUCUGCUUUGACGUGACCAACCCAACCAGCUUUGAGAAUGUCCUGAUAAAGUGGUUCCCAGAGGUGAGGCACUUCUGUCGGGAUGUUCCUGUCAUCCUGAUUGGCUGUAAGACUGACCUCAGGAAGGAUAAAGAGUGUGCGAGGAAGCUCAAGGCCGUGAACCUGGCUCCCAUCACUUAUACACAGGGUGAAGAGACAAGGCAGCAGAUGAAAGCAGAGCUCUACCUCGAGUGUUCGGCAAAGUAUCAGGAGAACGUGGACGACAUUUUCAAAGAGGCCACCAAAACAACUUUGGCCUUUAUUAAAAAACAAAAAAACUACAAGAGGAAGAAGAAAUGUGUCAUUCUGUGAGGUCAAAAAGACUCUUCAGUUUUCACUCACUCAGACUGAGAGUGGCUGGACAUUCAAAGAUUGAAGGUUGGUGUCCUAGACAGAUGUGGAAACAGCUGUAUGGUUCAGAAAGGCCCUGCAGGUUCAGGCCUUUAACCGUCACAAGGACUAAUGACGUAACAGGAAAGAGAGUUUUGCAAGACGCUGCUGCAGGUUGGAGAGUUUCCAAAGUGGUAUGCAAUAUGAAAUGCUUUCUGUCAAUGUAUUUUUACUUUUAUACGACAAAUGUAUUUGUAUUUUUAUAGAUUUUUUUUUCUAACUGAAAGCUUUGCACGGUUUAAACCAGUAUGUUUUAUUGAAAUGUAUACAUGUGUAGCAGGAACUUGUAUUGUUAAGUGUCUGAUUUUGGUGUAAAACUGUCAGUAGUUAACAAAUGCUAACAUCAUGGUACUGUUUAAUAGUAGUAUAAGGAAGAAAACACCCUUGAUGAACACCCAGUUUGCUCAUUUCCAGUAAAACAAAACACUGAACUUGAAUUUGUUUUGGCUCUGCCAGCUUGAAGCAGCUUUUAUCUUUACCAACAGUGCCCACUAGUGUCGAACAAACUGAAUGUGUGCAAUGGUUGCGCAAUUUAUUGUGGUAUUGAUGAAAUUGAAGUCACAGUACUGAAAUAAAUACGGACAUAAACAGUUUUUUAUUAGAGGUUUAAUUAUUAAUAUAUUUUUUUUUACAACAAUGUACACAGAUUGAGAAAUCGUCAGUCUCUCGUUACUGAUCACAACUCAGGCACCAGUUUACAGUCUUGAAAUGAAUGAUGACAACAUUGUUCAACAUCAGCUACAUCAUUUUAAAAAAAAUGAGGAAAUCAAGUUGUUUUGUGCAUUCUGGCAGCUCUCGCAUCAAAUGUAACAUUUUGGUCUGUAACUUUGAAUCCCCUCGCCCCCACCCUCAAUAAAAGUGAUACACACAGA